UCAGGUUUAGUUGGCCACAGUCGGUUACCAGACGCGACGCGAAUAGGAUGUCCGUCGUCGUGGAGGCACGUCGGUUGUAAUCGACAUUCUCCGCGGUCUCUAUCUCUCUCUAUAUCUUUCCCCCUUUUCUUUCUACCUCUUAUAAAUAUAUAUAUAUAUUUAUUUAUUUUUAAAUAAAACGUGCGAUCUUUAUACCCUAUCGGUAUUCAUGCGCGUGUUCCUAUAAACCAAAACACGUGUUUCUCGACUGCCAUCAUAUACCGAGAGGAACAAUAUAUUUUUGUUAUUAACAACAGCCUUUCUCCUUAUCUUCUCUUCCUUGAACUUGGACUCAAGUUGCCAGUUCAACGACACGGGUUUUAUACAUAAAUUCUAUAAGCAAAAAAAAAAGGGUCAUUGCACCUAUUCCUUGGGAAUAAAAAUCACCUUUCUUCGCUUCGUUGCACUUCUUUUUUUGUGAUUAGGAUUCUGUGUUAAAUCUUUUUGAAAGGAUUUGGGAAUAAUUGAAGAAGAAAGAAAUGAAGAUCAGAAGAUAAUAAAAGGAAAUAAUUAACUGAAAAGAAGGCCUUUGAUGAGCAAUCAAGGAACUCUUUAUGUGCAAAAAAGGGUUGAUGACCUGAAACACUAUCAAUUUUCUAUCAUCAAAAGACCUGUUUAACAGGUAAGACACAUUUCCUUUGAAGACUCUACCUUUUUUUGGAUAGAAACUAAUGGUCCACGGCUGCAAGGUGACAAGUGUGGCUUUGAAGUUUAAGAUAACGCCAAAAGUGUUUCUAACUUAAUAAAAAAAAAAAAAAGUGUCGGAAGUGAAGCUUUAAAAGUUUUUCUUUCAUCCAAAUUUCAAGUGGAACAAUAUUAUACAAUUUGCACAGUAGCUGGACCGAUAAUUUUAACAACCAAAAAAAGUCUUUAGAAUUAAAGGAAUUCGAAGUGUUUUUGAAGAAAAACAAAAAAAAGUGAAUAGUGAAUUUUUUUUUUUGUGAACAAAUAAGUUUUUUUUUUUUUUAAUUUAAAGUAUAGUUAGAAAUUGGAAGUAAAAUUCCGCUCCUAAUGAAAACAGUGGGAAAAGCAAUGAAGAAACGUGCAAUCAGCUGACUAGAAGAGUUCUUUGGAAUUCUUACAAGGAACUCGAGUAUCAACGAUCGGAACAAAAAACGGAAAAUAAGAAAAGAUAAUCGGAAUCGUCAUCAAAUCUAUUCAAUCAUGACAUUCAGCACCACUUUCAAUGGUGAUAAAUCCCGUUUUUCUAAUGAGAAGUCCUCUCGGCCUAGUACCGUGUCAGCGGAGGAGGGAAUUCCAAAUGGAGGACUAGGCUCAAAAUUAAAAUGUCCAACGCCCAUAUCACGAUUGAGGGUGGAAAAAAUCGAGGGUGGCCUCAUGGUGGCGGGUGUUGUAAUUGCAGCAAAUUGUCAAAUUGCUUUACCUGCAUUCGGAUUUCUUUUUAUGCUUGUUGGAUCAGUACUUACAGCGGCAUCGUAUCGAGGUCCUGGCCAGCAUGAGGAUAAGGAUUCGUAUGCAUCGAGAAUUGCUUUGACAGGAAAUUCCAGGAUCUUAGGACCAAUAUGCAUUGUUGUUGGUGCUCUAAUGCUUGCCUUGGGUGUAUUUCUCUGUAUGUUAACGAGACGUGCGAGAAGAAGAGAAAGGCGUGUUGGUUUCCAUUGUCCUUUGCAUGGGGAUUUUUAUCCAUUGAGUCCCGUUCAGGGCAUCAAAAUUCUCAAUGGACAUGGAAAGAAUGAGAGCAGUUGGCCCAGAAUUCCGUGUUUUAAAAGACGACCAGUCAAUAGUGGAAACGGAAAUGCAACCUUGAUUUCCCACAUGGGCCCACCGCAGUGUCCUCAUUCGGUUUUGAACAGUACACGAAGUUCUGUUAGUAGUUCACCACUAAGUCCAUGUCCGACGCCAAUGCCCUUUUUAGUAACAUCCGGUUCCGUCAGUAGCGGAAUGGUGCAAAGUGUUGGUGCUAAUCUAUCACCGGAUCAAACAUUUGGUUCUAUUCGUUCAUUAUCAGUAACGAGAGAGGUUGCCAGUUUUCCUCUUUCACGAACUCCGACACCUCCACCUCAACACAAACCAGUAUCCGUAGCGAAUAGUGAUGAUCUGGUAAAUUUGUCUAGUCCAUUAAGAGAAGCAUCAUCUCCAAGACCGGAAGUUCGUGUGGUUGCACCAUCUCAUCGACCACCUUCCGGCCUGGUGACAAGCAAUAAUAAUUCGUCAAAUCGUAAAUCAGUAAGUAUCAUACUUCCCGAAGAAACCGUUGGAUGACCGCAGCAUCAUCACGGCUUCAUUCAUCGUUGCGAUAAAAAUCAACCUUUAAUUUAAAACAAAAAAAGUCUCGAUUCGCUGACAAAAAUCCUCUCUUUUUUAAAAAAAAAAAAAAACCCCUCUUCUUUCUCUCAAUAUCUCAUCAAAAUCUCCCCUCAUUAAAAAAAAUACAAGACUCAUUAAUAGAUUUUUUAUAUUUAAUUAAUAAAAUAAAAAAAAAAGAAGAAGAAAUAUUUGUAAAUUUCUAUAUUUACAAUAACAAUCAGAAAGAAUAAAAACUAAUCUUCCUGGUUUUUGAUUUCUUUCUUAUUUCUCCGUUUAAUGGAGAAUAUGGAAAAAAGGGGGAAAUUUUGAAAAAAAAAAUUAAUGAGAAAGAAAGAAGAGUGAAGAAUAAUUAAUUUUUCACGCCGAUGUGACAAUCAGCGAAUUUAAAAAAAAAUAUCUCAGGAAAGAAUUUUUUUUUUCUCAAGGAAUGGAACUGACUGAUUAAUACGCACGAUGGUAAAAGUUUUUAUAUGAUUUAUUUUCUAUGAGGUGUUCAUCGAAUUUGAGACUUUUAUCUUUUCACUACAAUUAAAAAGAAAAAAAAAUAAUGAUGAAAAGAGAUCAAUUUAGCCUUAAUAUUAAUCUAUUACUUACAUAUUAUGCUCAUUGUUCACUAUCUGUUCGGAAUUUUAUUUUUUUUUUUUAAAGCACCUGUAAAAAUGUAAAAAAAUAACAACAAAUUUUCUUAUUAUUUCUUCAUAUCAUCUUUAUUCUCUCAUAUGUUCAUUGUUAAUCUUUUUUUUUUUUUAUUUUUCCGAUCAGAUGGUGAAUAUUUAUUCUAGUCCUAUAUAAUAUGAAUAAUUAGAUAGUCAAGGAAUCGUGUCAAACAGCGAAUGAGAUUAGAAUAUUUUCACGAUGAAUGGAAAUUUAAUUCCUAAAAAAAAGGGGGGGGGGUUUCUGUUUCAUAUUUAAAAGCAUAUUCCAUCUGUCUGUUUAACAGCGAUGAUUUUAAAUGUCCACAGAAAUUGAAAAAAAAAAAACAAUUUCCACAUGGGCAAAAAUAUAUAAUUAAUUUUUGAUAAAUUUAUUAUAUAAUUUUAGCGAUUAUUUAAUCAGAUAUUAGAAAUUAUAAUUGAACUGUGGACAUUUGACGAGGGGGAAAUUAAAAUAAUGGAUUUAAAUUUAGAGCACCGAUGCUAGAAUUAUAUGAAAUGUUGGACAAUAUAUCACAUUAUGUAAUCGUCUGAUGUUAUAUGCUCGGAUGUUAUUAGCCCGUAGAUUAUCUGAUAAUAACGGUUAAAUAAACAAAUUUCGACAAAGAAUUAAGAAAAAAAAGAAAAAAAAACAAGUGAUAAAUGGAAUAGGAAAAUUUUGAAACGCGCAAGUGCUUCGACAAAUUUAUAGGCAAUAAAUGGGAGUAAUAUUAAUAAUUAAUAUUUCAUUAAUGAGACAGUUGUCAUAACAUUUAGUGAAAAAAAAAAAACAGAAAAA
Molecule: messenger RNA, 3738 nt
Organism: Leptopilina boulardi
Lineage: Eukaryota; Metazoa; Arthropoda; Insecta; Hymenoptera; Figitidae
Exons: 6
Coding region: 1204-2262 (352 amino acids)
Source: RefSeq, a predicted model, not a curated record